Messenger RNA from Cololabis saira (Pacific saury), 1885 nucleotides. RefSeq names its product centrosomal protein 41 (gene cep41). The record is from RefSeq and is a predicted model, not a curated record. NCBI's taxonomy places the organism in Eukaryota, Metazoa, Chordata, Actinopteri, Beloniformes, Belonidae. Gene Ontology annotation, biological process: protein polyglutamylation; cilium assembly. The coding region runs from base 13 to 1047 and encodes 344 amino acids. Gene Ontology annotation, cellular component: ciliary basal body. The transcript has 11 exons.
GGUUCAAAAAACAUGUCGCAUAACCGGAGCAUCGGCGGUCUAGAGUACAUGAAAAAAAGGAUACCAAAAAAUGCCAAGUAUGACUACGUUAAAACAAAGUUGGACACAGGAUCCAGUCUUUCAAAGUAUAUGGAAAGAUUGGAGGAGAUUAGAAAAAAUUACAGGUACCGAAAAGAUGAAAUCUUCAAGCGGUUAAAAGUGACAACUUUUGCACAGUUGGUCCUUCAGGUAGCCUCCGUUUCGGGCCUGAAUGAAAAUGAGAUGGAUGGAGAGUCAAACAGCCCACAAGACAGUAUCUCGGUUGUGUCUGAACACACCAACGGCUCCACUCUGGGCCAAGGAGACGGUAGGGACACCUGCCACUCGGCCAGAUCAACCCUGCUGAGCGUCAUCAGCGGCGUCGGGGAGCUGAACGUGGAGCGGAGCGGCCAGAGGACGGAGGCCGAGCUGCCGCCCCCCCCCACGCCGGAGGACGGCCCCUACCCCGACUGCCCGUACCUGCUGCUGGACGUGCGCGACCGGGACCAGUACGACUGCUGCCACAUCAUCAGCGCGCACAGUUUUCCCGCUUCCAUGUUGUCCCGGACGAUGAACCCGUACACCGCAGGAGUGCUGGAAUACAAAAAUGCUGCGGGGAAAAUAAUAAUCCUGUACGAUGAGGACGAGCGAAUAGCCAGCCAGGCAGCUACGAUCAUGUGUCAACGAGGGUUCGAGAACCUUUUCAUGCUCUGUGGAGGUCUCAAGGUUAUCGUUCAGAAGUUUCCCAGUGGGAUGACGACAGGCUGCAUCCCCGCCUCGUGCCUUUCGUCUCCAAAGUCCUUGAAAGGGAAAAGGCCUACCGAGCUGCAGCCGCCGGCGCAGACGGCCGAGAAGAGGUGGCGCUUCAAUGCAGACGAGCUGCAGAAGAUCCAGGACCAGCUGGACGAGGUCCUCGUCUCCAACAGUCGCUUGUCCAGCCGCAUGUCCUCCAGCAGCAGCGGUCAGCUGAAACCCUCCAGCCGUAAGAGUUCCUCCAUGUCUGGGAGCAGCAGCCGACCCUGGAAAUAAGGCCGCACGCUCCCUCCACCAACAAACAUACCUCCACCAGAGUCUCUCUUUCCUGCUGUGGCGACUUCAGGCCACAGCACAAAGAGUGAAAAAACCACAAGUACUUAUAGGUGGCUUCAUCAUUAACUGACAGUGUUUGUUUGUCGUGUUUUUACUGAGAAUGUUUCAGGAGGAUGGAAGUGCAUUUGUUUUUCUGUGUUAGAUACUGCACAUCCAGACAUUAGCAGACUGACACAAAGACAUGAGUAGAGACAAGCCUGAAUCCGUGCGAGUUCUCUUUUGUUCCUUGUUGGUGUUUUUUGAUACAUUUGGAUUAAGCGUGUACAUUUGAUUGUUUGCACAGUGAACGAGCGUGAAGCCGUGAAGUAAAAGCUCGUUUUGCACCUGAAUCUGUAAAUCUUCUAAGACUGAUGACUCCUUCAGCAUCACUUAUUUCCGUGGAUUACCACUUCACAUUUUUAUUGCUGGAGACGUUUUAAUGUGACACGAUGAAGUAACGACACAUCGACAGCUUUUAUGUGCACUUUUAGCAGUUGUUCUGUUUUUAAGACUUGUAACUGAUUAUUAAAGUCCUCUGUAGAGUAUCAAAUCUCCAUGGUGAUAGACGAAGAAAACAUUGUCGUGACUGAAACUACAGAUACGUUUGAAGAAAAGUAUUGAUCACUUGUGGCCUCGGCUCUGUGGCUUGUUGCGUUUUUUGGUAUAAAUACAUUCCCACAGCUUCCUGUGAGGUGCGUUCUAUGAAAAUAUUGGCUUCUCCACGGCCUUUUUCACCGUCAGUCUUAAAAAUAAAGGGAGCAUGCUUUUGUUUGUAAAUGAAUGUCAAAUAAAGAGUUAA